AUGUUGAUGUUCUUCUCGUUUGCUGGCAAGUGCCUAAAUACCAUAUCUCUUGGAGAGCCGAUCAAAGGCCUCGAACUAUUUCAAUAUGCACCAAAACAAUUUGAAGGGGUACUGGUCUUAUUGGAGAGCCAGAUCCGCUUGUAUACGCACCUUCAUCUAUUGGACAUUAUGAAGUUGGACAGACCGUUGUCUUGGAUGAAGUUCGGACCAUUUGGAAGAGAAGAAGGAGCCCUUAUUAUCGGUACAAAAGAUGGCGGUCUUCUGGUGAAACUGUUUCGGCGGAAAGCUUCACUUGACGAGAAAAUCGAUCUUAAUCCACAAACAAAAGCCUAUAAUAUCAAGUUGAAUAUACCGAAAAAGACUAAGAUAUUCAUCGAUCAAACAGUUCGGGAACGAGAAAAUGUCAAUCAAAUCAAUCAGACUUACCAACGGGAUUUGUUUCUUAUCAAACAUCACACGACGGUAGCAUUUGCUGCUCUUGCACAGACGUCAGCCACGUCCAUAUCUACCGAUCCGAAUCAUUCAGUUGACAUCGCCGUAACCGUUAAUGGAUUCGGACCCAAAUUCAGGAUCACCAUCAAACUAAGUUGUGCCACUAAAACUCCUCUGUACAAUCUAUGGCUAUCUAUGAUUUAUACACCAAGCAUUUAUCGCUUCGACCAAACUCUGAUACCAGUAUCUAUCUUGAUGCCCGGACAUUUUUACACAUUCACGACUCUCGUCGAAUGUCUUGAGCCAGAGAAGGGGCUCACAGAAGACAUUCGAGUACUGCUCAUCAAAGAAGAUAAGCCUACACCUAUUGUUACGGCUAUAGUUACAAUGCCAGCCAGUGAAAUGAGCUUACUGAAUUGA
Messenger RNA from Haemonchus placei, 852 nucleotides. The record is from the annotation of a GenBank genome assembly. Lineage: Eukaryota; Metazoa; Nematoda; Chromadorea; Rhabditida; Trichostrongylidae.